Molecule: messenger RNA, 882 nt
Organism: Plasmodium knowlesi strain H
Lineage: Eukaryota; Apicomplexa; Aconoidasida; Haemosporida; Plasmodiidae
Product: pre-mRNA-splicing factor CWF7, putative
Exons: 1
Coding region: 1-882 (293 amino acids)
Biological process (GO): mRNA processing
Cellular component (GO): catalytic step 2 spliceosome; precatalytic spliceosome; Prp19 complex
Source: RefSeq, a predicted model, not a curated record
AUGUGGCCCCCCUUUGGAAACUUAUUCGUUAAGCGGCACGAAGAGCAAGAACCUUCCUCCGCAUCUCCCACUUCUUCCAUUUCCCCGCACUGCAAUGGUCCAGGCAAAAUAGUGGAGACACAAAUCACGCAGGAAGAGACGGAAGAGCAGAACGCCCUGAGCGAACUGAACAAUGAAGAAGACCAAUCAGAGAGGGAAGAAAAAGAAGAAGGAGGAAAAAAGAAAAAGCUGUACGAACUGAACGAGCUACAUUACUUGGUGAACGCAUUGCCAUAUAUCGAUUCGCACGACAGCGAACUGGAAAAAAAUGCCAAACAGUUGGUGGAAGAAGAAAUGAUGUUAAUGCAAAAACAAAAUGAAAUAAAAAAUUAUCUUCAAAAUUUUGACAUCCCUCAAUCAGUGUAUGUAAAAAUAAAAAAUUCAGUCAUACCAAAUGAGCUAAAACGCUGUGAACAGAAUAUCAACAUGGAGAAGUUAAACUUAAAUUAUUACAACAUUGAUAAGGAGGAGUUGAACGAAGAGAAAAAUGUGAACCAGUGGGCUAACACAUUGACAAAGCAUAAAAUCGUAUUGGAAAAUAUGCACAACGCACUUAUCAACGUGGAGUUAAUGAAUAAAUACAAGGAGGUCAUGUGGAGUGAGCACAUGAAAGUGUUCGCACACAUUGAUGUUAACCUACAGAAUAACAUAAAGUUGCUAAAGGAUCAAAUAGAUAACAUAAACAAACAGAGGAAAUUGCACCAACUCAGUUACGUGAAGGACUUGUCCGCACUGCAAAAUGAGAGAAGCGAGUACAAGCGGAAGAACGACAUCGUUCUGGAGGAAAUAAAGAAGCUUCUGUCCGAGAACCUACACCUGCGUUAUCGGCGGAAUGAGGCAUGA